AGUUAUGUAUGUGUUGAUCAUUCAUGUGGCGCACAGGGAAAAGGCAGCUGGAGGCGGAAGUGCCGGGAAAGGUUUUUGUACAGCAUUAGCUGAACUGUUGCUGUUUGCAGGCCCUUCUUGCAGACAUGUGGCAGGACAUCCUGCAGAGUGUCCGGUCUUAUGACUCACCCCAGAGAAACGUGAUUGCAGCUUCUUGCGCACUAGGAGGUGGAGGUCUCCUGGUCUACUGGCUUCUGUCUAGGCAGAGGAUGAAGACCCUGGAAAUGGGAAAUGGAUGGUGGGGCUCCGGUGAGAGGCCACCAACAGACAAAGAAGAUAAAGGAAUUAGACCCUUCCAAGUAAAAACAUCAGAGAAGGAAAUCCAGGAUUUGUACCAGCGUCUUGAUCAAGCCCGCUACACGCCACCACUGGAGGGGGCUGCCUUCAACUAUGGUUUCAACUCCAACUAUCUGCAGAGGGUGAUCUCCUAUUGGAGGAAUCAGUUUGACUGGCAAAAACAAGUUAAAAUCCUCAACCAGUACCCACAUUAUAAGACUACCAUUGAAGGGAUUGAAGUUCAUUUUGUCCAUGUGAAACCAUCUCGCACCCCGAAAGGUCAGGCUCCCAGGCCUUUGCUGAUGGUGCACGGCUGGCCUGGCUCCUUCUACGAAUUCUAUAAAAUCAUCCCACUGCUUACUGACCCUGCUGGUCAUGGAUUGAGUGGUGAAGAGAUGGCCUUUGAGGUCAUCUGUCCAUCCAUCCCAGGCUAUGGCUUCUCCGAGGCCCCCCACCAGCAGGGCUUUGAUUCAGUGGCUGCUGCUCGAGUCUUUCACAAGCUAAUGCAGAGACUAGGCUUUCAGGAAUAUUACUUGCAGGGUGGAGACUGGGGCUCCCAGAUCACCACAAUUAUGGCCCAGAUGCUGCCAAAAUCUGUGAAGGGGCUUCAUCUGAACAUGGUCUUCCUAACCAAAAUUGGUUUCAGUGGCUUGAUGGGUUUACUACUUGGAGCCUACACACCAUGGCUGGUGGGCCUCACCUGGGAAGACUCCCGCCGUUUAUUCCCAUAUUUUGAGAGACAUCUGUAUGAUCUCUUGCGGGAAACUGGCUACUUGCACAUCCAGGCCACCAAGCCAGACACAGCAGGUUGUGGAUUGAAUAAUUCUCCUGUGGGACUCGCUGCAUACAUCCUUGAAAAAUUCUCCACCUGGACAGAUAAAUCAUUCCGGAACAUGGACGAUGGGGGUCUGGAAAGGAAAUACUCUCUUGAUGACCUUUUGACCAAUGUCAUGAUUUACUGGGUCACUUCCUCCAUUGUGUCAUCAAUGCGUCUUUACAAGGAGAAUAUUUCCAGGAACCCCAGUACUACUCCAGAUGCCAGGCUUGGAGUUUAUGUUCCUACUGGUAUUGCUGCCUUCCCCAAUGAACUUACUCAUAGCCCACGUUCCUGGGCAAAGAAGAAGUUUAAGAACAUUGUCACCUACACCUACAUGGCACAGGGCGGACAUUUUCCUGCGUUUGAGGAACCAGAGCUCUUAGCUCAAGACUUCAGGCAGUUUGUGAAGAAGGUGGAACGUUUGUAAGUUAACAUUCAAUGGCACAAGCUUUGCAGAGAGCGCUAUGAACCAAGAGUUAGAAGCUUUCGGACAACUUAAAGUACUUAAAGCAUUUAUUACUGCUUAAGCUUUGGACAGACAAGGGUUUUCUAUGAGAAGCUGGCUGCUGCAGCCAUACGAAAUAGUCUAAAAAAGGGGGAAAGAAGAAUCCUAUUCACAUUAAAGCAUUUUUUUAAAAAGCAA
Molecule: messenger RNA, 1775 nt
Organism: Rhineura floridana
Lineage: Eukaryota; Metazoa; Chordata; Lepidosauria; Squamata; Rhineuridae
Product: epoxide hydrolase 1-like
Exons: 9
Coding region: 126-1559 (477 amino acids)
Biological process (GO): arachidonate metabolic process; epoxide metabolic process
Molecular function (GO): epoxide hydrolase activity
Source: RefSeq, a predicted model, not a curated record